AGAUGGUUUUGUAUCUUUUGUUUAAAAAUGCAAGCCGGACAUGGCUCUGCACCGGUGGAUGUUGGAGUAGAAUGGUUGAGAGCCAAAGGAGCCUGGAGCUUUUAUAUUCUAUUAAUAAUAACAGUAAGAGUAAUAAUAGGAACUAUUCUAGACCUGGAGCCCUAUCAGUCUUGGUCCACCAUUAACAUUCUACACGCUACAGUAACCUUUUUUGUGUUUCAUUGGAUAAAAGGCAGUCCAUUUCCAACCAAUUGGACCGAAGACUACAACGUAGAUAAAUAUACUUGGUGGGAACAAAUCGAUAGAAAAAGACAAAAUACUCCAAAUAGAAAGUUCUUUACCGCUGUGGUGAUAGUGCUUUAUUUACUUGCGCUUGACUCGACACCAAAGGAAUAUGUUGCAGUACAUAUUGCAAACUUUGUUGCUUUUAUUAUCGUGUUUAUAGCCAAAAUGCCGUGGAUGCAUAAGGUUCGUAUAUUUGGGAUAAACAAAUGAAAGGGGAGAGGACUCAAAUACUUGAAACUUUUUCUCACUUUUGUGUCUUUACAGUUUUUGUUGAGAAGAAUUGUAAACUUUUAUUUCUUUUGCAAUUUUCGCUAUACUUUGUCCAU
Messenger RNA from Galdieria sulphuraria, 611 nucleotides. RefSeq lists its product as uncharacterized. Gene Ontology annotation, biological process: intracellular sphingolipid homeostasis; negative regulation of ceramide biosynthetic process; ceramide metabolic process. Gene Ontology annotation, cellular component: endoplasmic reticulum membrane. Lineage: Eukaryota; Rhodophyta; Bangiophyceae; Galdieriales; Galdieriaceae. The record is from RefSeq and is a predicted model, not a curated record. The coding region runs from base 28 to 495 and encodes 155 amino acids. The transcript has 2 exons.